Dentiscutata erythropus is the source of this 216-nucleotide messenger RNA. NCBI's taxonomy places the organism in Eukaryota, Fungi, Glomeromycota, Glomeromycetes, Diversisporales, Gigasporaceae. The record is from the annotation of a GenBank genome assembly.
AUGUCAACUUCCAAUACAUGUACAUCAGUCAUCUUUGUUGGGUCAAUCAUCUAUAUAGAGCAUUCAACUAUCUUAUGUUUGUUUAAGUUUCCUAAAGAGUGUUGUGAGUGCUCUAGUCUGAAUAGCAAGUUGUCAGGAUUGUUCGUGCUCAGUUCAUUGUCUGUGGUAUCUGAGACAGUUAAGGUAGAUAGAUAUGGCGUGCAACUCUGGUUAAAG